GCUGCUGCGCCCACCUGUGUGUUCCUGCAGAACUCUUAUCUCUCAUGGAAAAAAAUGUCUCCUUUUGUCUUUUGUCACAGGCGUGUGAGUCACAGCGGCGCAGGCUCAAUAAAAAUGCCUCGAGCAGAUCUCAAUCUGUUUAAUAAAGGCUUGUGUUUGCACAGGGAUAUUGAAGCCACCUGCUUUGUUCCUUUUCUUCUUCUUUUUAACCCCUCUUCGGCCACAGCCUUGUGUCCUCAUUAGCUGCUGUAUGUGUGACUAUAGAUUUUCCUCAUGUGUUUGACCUAAAAGCCCUUUUUCUUUGUCUCCCCUGUUGCAUGCUUUGCUUGCAGGGUGAUCUGGUGAGUAUGAAGCGAUACCCGAUGUCUCGUUGAGAGUUUGGUUUGUGUAAAAGUCCUGUUCAGUGUUUGUCAGACCUUGAAGUGGCCCAAAUAUUCUGUUUUUUUGUGUUUUUUCAUCUUAACUGGAAAAUGCUGGGAACAAACUUUCCGUUUAUUGAUGCUGGCAAAGCGUCCCCACUGGUGUCUGUUUGUUACAUGCUGUUUCAGUGUUGUGAUGCUCACACUGUCAGCUCCUCCUGUCUGUAAAAUCUAGAGUGACUGUUUGUGUUUUUCUCCUGUCAGAGUGAGAGGGAGAAGAGGGAACGUCUGGAAGCGCAGAGGGAAAAACAGAAGGAUCUCAUUUUUCAGCUGAAGACGCAGCUGGAUGAUCUUGAGCGCUUCGCCUACCAGGAGGGAAGCUACGACUCGCUGCCGCAGUCCGUCGUCAUGGAGAGACAGAAGGUCAUCAUUGACGAGUUGAUCAAAAAGUUGGAUGUAAACCUGAACGAGGACAUCGGGAACUUGUCACCUGAGGAGCUGAGGCAGAGAGUGGACGCUGCCAUCGCUCAGAUAGUGAACCCAGCCAGAGUCAAAGAGCAGCUGGUGGAGCAGCUCAAAACGCAAAUCAGGGAUCUGGAGAUGUUCAUCAACUUCAUCCAGGAUGAGGUGGGGAACCCUCUUUUGUCAGAUGGACGCAGCCAGCAGCCACGCGCAGCAGGGACCAAUACCAGAUCUCCAGGAGCAAAGAAGAAAGUGGACCCAGAGCAGGCCCAGAAGAUGCGAGAGACCGGCCUGCAGCUGAUCCAGAAGGCCCUGGCCGUGCUGCAAAUCUUCGCUGCCAGCCAAUUUGGCUGCGCGACCGGACACGUCCCCCAGAGCAUGUGGCCUCAGGAUCCGUGCGGGCAGGACUACGGACCCCUGCUGCAGCGUCUGGAGGCAGCUGUGGAGAAGGUGCGAGUUCUGGGAUCGCAUAGGCACCCAUCUGUGGAACACGUGGUCAAUUACACCAGCAGCUCCACACUGGGGGCCCGAGACGAGCUGACGACGUCUGUGAGGAAGGAGCUGGCCUUUGCUCUGAAAGACUUGUUGGCUCACGGCCUCUUUUCACCCUCUCAGACCAUGAGCGUAGUGCUGGCACCCAUCUCCUGCCUUCUGCCUCACAGACCAGUCGCACAAACCAUGCACCCAUGGGAACUCUUUGUGAAGUACUACCACUCCAAAAACGGGAAGGCCUUCGUAGAGUCACCGGCCCGCCAGCUCUCUCAGUCCUUCGGCCUGCACGUUGGGAGCGGCCCGGUAACCGUCACGCCUAAGCAGUCUCUGCUGUGGGCCAUUCACACUGUGCUGAAGGAGCAUGGACGUUACAAGCGAGGACCGGACUCGGAGUUCAAAGCUCUGGUGUGCAUGGCUCUGAACGAGCAGCGGCUCGUAUCGUGGCUCAACCUGCUGUGCAAGUCGGGCACUCUGAUACACCCGCACUAUCACUCCUGGAGUUACAUGGCGCAGACCGGCUUCGAAGGAGCCCUGCGCAUCCUGGGUCGCAUCAGCCACCUCAGGUUCAACCUCCCUGUGGAUCUGGCUGUUCGACAGCUGAAGAACAUUAAAGAUGCUUUCUGAG
This is a messenger RNA of Neolamprologus brichardi, 1938 nucleotides long. Lineage: Eukaryota; Metazoa; Chordata; Actinopteri; Cichliformes; Cichlidae. The record is from RefSeq and is a predicted model, not a curated record.